Sebastes umbrosus (honeycomb rockfish) is the source of this 3682-nucleotide messenger RNA. Its product is annotated as kelch-like protein 33. Bases 188 to 3226 code for a protein of 1012 amino acids. The record is from RefSeq and is a predicted model, not a curated record. Lineage: Eukaryota; Metazoa; Chordata; Actinopteri; Perciformes; Sebastidae. Gene Ontology annotation, molecular function: protein binding. The transcript has 4 exons.
UGAAGCGGUUUGCAACAAUAACAGCAGCAUCCAAAGAGCGGAUUACUACUUGACAUGCUUGACUUUUCCUUUACAUUCUUCCUCAUAAACAGUGCCAAAAAGUAAGUCAUCUGCAAUCUUUUGGCUUCGAGAGUUGUAAUUGUUUUGAGGGAUUAAAGGGAUUAGCACGCAGGUGAUAUUGGACAGUAUGGCACUAGCUGCUAAUCUAAGCCUCCUGGGCUGGGAUGAGUGGGGGAGACAGAUGCUGGAGAAGAACGAGGGGGAAGAGGUGAAGAAAGCAGAGGAAGGGGAGGAAAAGGAGAAUGAAGUGGAGAGGGAGGUUAAAGAGGUUGGGGAGGUGGAUGAGAUGGAGAUGACAGAAGCAAAAGAAACGGAGGAAGAGCAGGAUGAAAAAGAAAAUGAGUUUGAGAGGGAGGUGAAAGAAGCAGAGGAACUUGAGGAAACAAGGGAAGAAGGAGUAAAUGAGGUAGAGGAUGAGGUGGAUGCGGAGGAAGAUGGGCAGGUGAGGGAAGAAGAGAAGGCCGGGGAGGAAGACGACAGGGAAGAGGAGCGUAUUGGACAAUAUCACCUUGCAGAGCAAUUCAGAGAACGUAUCAGAAGACUUGAGGAUGAAAACAUUCAGCAAAACCAAGAAAGUGUGAGGCGAGAACAUAAUGAAGAAAACUUGUCUGAUUCGGUGGAAUCCGAUAAUGAAGAUUCUGACUCAGCGGGAUAUGAGGAUGAAUUUUACAACUUUGACGGAAUAAAAAAUGGAGAGAGAGCUGUUGAGAAGAAACAUAAGGAUCCCAAGGAACUGGAAGAUCCUGAUGAACGGUCAUGGAGGAAUGAAAAUAGCAUCCUAGAAACCUGUACUUCUAUGGAAAGAAAAGAAGCACAAGAUGAAGGUGAGAAUUUGACAGAUUGGAAAGAAACGGUUGCAGAAUAUUGGACAACUCAAGAAGAAGAGUUUCAAGUUGAUCAAAAAAAGCUUCAAAAUGAAGAGGAAGAGUCUACGGUAGACGAGGAAGCAGAACAUUCAACGGACAAAGAAGCAGAUAGUAAUGAUGAAGACGUGGUAAAGAUUUAUUGCAAAAAUGAUUAUCGCACGGACAUAUUCCGUACAUUGACAGAGUUCAGGGACUCCUCCCUUCUCACUGACCUUACUUUGAGCACAGAGGGCGGGAAGAGUUUCCACGUACACUCCCCUGUCCUGGCUGCUGUCAGCUCCCUUGUCCGAGAAAGUCUUAGUAGAAGUAAUGUAGGUAACGAUAGAGUUGGUGAAAGAAAAGAUACAAGUGUUGGAGUCCACAGAUGGUCAGUGUCUCUGGGUCCAGAGGUGGAUCAUGUUGGAUUGAAGGCAGUUGUGGAGUUUGCCUACACUGGACUCUUAUCAUGUUUGAACAAGAACACUUUGCACCAGAUAACGGUUGCGGCUCAAUCAAUGGGUGCCCCCAGGGUGCUGGAUCUCUGCAAAAAGGAAGAAGAAAAGUCCACAAAAACCCAGAAGAAAGAGGAAAGGAUCUCGGCUGCAGAACAAAUGACGAUCAGUCUUCGGUCCAUCAAACAGCUGUGGAUGGACAGUGUGGGCUGUGAUGUAAUUCUGGAAGCUGUUGGAGGAUCACUUCAUGUCCACAGAGUCAUCCUUGCUGUGUGCAGUGACUACUUCCGUGGCAUGUUCACCUCUGGGAUGAGGGAAUCCCGUCAGCCCCAUGUGACCCUUCCCUUCCUUUUGGCUUCAGAGCUGGAGGUUCUGAUUGGUUGCUCCUACAGCGGGGCUCUUCCCCUCAGCUGGAGGUGUGCCUACGAGAUCACCAGCACCGCUCUCCAGCUCCAGUACCAACCUGCCCUCUCCUUGUGCCUUAACUUCCUGCAUCAAGAAAUAAACCCUCACUCCUGCCUGGAUGUGGCAUCUUUUGCCGAGGCCUACGAGAUGGCGCAGCUCCUUGAAGUCGCAGACGAUUUCGUCCUGCGGCAAUUCCAAAAGGUGGCAUGCAUCUCAAAGUUCAAGGACCUGCCAGCCAAAAAGCUCCUCAAAUACCUGAACAGUCGCUCGCUCUGUGUUCCAUCUGAGCUCGUUGUGUUCAAAGCAGUGGUGGCAUGGAUCCAAGCAAAGCCUAAAAUAAGGCUGAAGUUUGCCAAAGAACUAAUGAAAACCAUCCACUUUCCCCUGAUGACAUUCAAGGAUUUCAAAGAGGUUCAAUCUCUGAACAUGUGGUCUGAUCACAGCCUGGCAGAGCUCUAUGAAGCAGUUUUUGAGGAUUUCUGCUCCAAUGAGAGUCCGUGCCGAAUCUAUCUGCCGCAAGAGAAUCUGGUCUUGAUUGGAGGUGACCAGAUUUCUGAAGACCUGAGUAGCCGCAUCAUCAGCAAAGAUCUCUGGUUUGGGAAUUCCCUAAGGAACCAUACUGGGAUAAUUAAGACUAUGGAGUGGAGAAAGCUGGGAGAGAUGCCAGAGCUAGAGAGGGUCUGUCAUGAGGUGGCUGUCCUCAAAGGACAACUAUAUAUCUUUGGAGGCAAGAAGUAUUAUGGCAUCAACGACACCCUGAAUUCUGUUUACAAGUAUGACCCCCUUCAAAACAGCUGGGAGUGCCUGGUUGAAAUGCAGGAAAAGAGAUCCUCUUUCUCCGUGGUUGUUCUGGACGGAAAGAUAUAUGCCAUCGGCGGACAUUGUAACCGUGAAUAUAUACAGAGUGUGGAACGAUACUGUCCCACUGGAAACUCUUGGAGCUUCACGUGGCCCUUGGAUCUGCCUAUGGCUGGCCAUGCAGCAAAAGUUUUACAAGGGCGGAUCUUUGUCUCAGGAGGGCUGAGCAGUGACUGCCAAUACCUUGCAUCCAUGUUUCUGUACCACCCAGAGACAGGAAGCACUUUUUUGGCAAACAUGGAUAAACCCCGAGCUCGUCACUGCAUGGAGACCCUGGGCGAAUGUCUUUAUGUAGCAGGCGGGAUCUCCGCAGAUGAUAAAAUGGGUAUUGUUGACCAGCUAGCUUGUGAGAUGUACAAUCCAGUAGCAGACUCCUGGACUGCCUUCGCAUCUUUGCCAGUGCCACAUGUAGGAGCAGCAGGUGCAGUUUUAGAGGGAAAGUUUUAUGUGCUGGGUGGAUACAGCCAGGAGGACUACAGCGACACCAAGAUGGUCCACAGGUAUGAUCCCACCACGCAGAGGUGGGAGAACAUGGGCAGAAUGCCCGGGCCGAACAGUGACAUACGAGCAUCUGUGCUGUGUUUGCCACCACAAUUCCGAUCGUAAGACAUGGUGACAUAUGAAUGUCAUUACUGUUGUUGUAUAAAGUUUAAUGAUACUGAAUUUCCAGUUACUUAAUGCAUGUUAAUAACAGUUUUGUAAUUUAGAAAACAUUGUUGUUUGUAGCCGAUGUAAGGAUAUUUACAUGCAAAAAGUAGGGUAUCUUUGUAAUGUAGAACAUUUUUGGUGCUAUAUAUUCCAAUUAACUCAAAACUGUAAUGAAAUUAUUUGUUUUAGUUAAAGAUGGGAUGGCAGUUAUUUCCAUAACAAACAAAGAAUAAAAAUGUUUACACCAAUUACUGCAUUAACAAACUACAGUAUGAACACAAGAGGGAGUUGCUCCCUCUUGUGUUCAUAGUUGGCAUACUUUAUUCAUUGCAGAAUGUGCAGAAAGCUGUGUUUAGUCACCAGAGACAGGACAAGAGACAAUAUAAGUAUUUUGCAUUUAUUGUUCUGAAGAAG